CUGAAUCAUAUUUUAUAUCAUGGGGUCCAUUUUGUAUAUAUGUACCUAUCAUGUGACUGAAGAGGGAAGAAGUUAGAGUAUCAUCAGUGAUGAUGGAAAGGAGGUGCAAGGUGUGUGUUACAGGUGGUGCUGGUUAUAUUGGUUCUCUCCUUGUCAAGAAGCUUUUGGAAAAGGGCUACACUGUCCAUGCCACUCUUAGAAACUUAAAGGAUGAGUCCAAAGUAAGCUUUCUGAGAGGCUUUCCUCAUGCAAAUACUAGAUUGGUGCUAUUUGAAGCAGACAUAUACAAACCAGAUGAUUUUGGGACUGCAAUUCAAGGUUGUGAGUUUGUCUUUCAUGUUGCCACUCCUUAUCUACAUCAAACUGAUUCUCAGUUUAGGAGCAUAGAGGAAGCAGCAAUAGCCGGCGUAAAAAGCAUAGCUGCGACUUGUAUUAAAUCAAGAACGGUGAGACGACUAAUAUACACUGGCACCGUGGUUGCAGCUUCUCCACUGAAGGACGAUGGGAGUGGAUACAAAGACUUCAUUGAUGAAACUUGUUGGACUCCUCUCCAGAGUCUCCACCUUCCUCUAACUGAUUUCCAUAAGGGGUACGUUGCUUCCAAGACAUUAGCAGAAAGAGAAUUAUUAAGGAGCUAUGGUAAUGAUGAAAAUGGAAGUGGUGGAUUUGAGGUGGUAAGCCUGGUUGUUGGCGUUGUGGGAGGGGAGACUCCUCUCAGUUACUUACCAGGAAGUGUUGCAGUGAUUACCUCUCAGCUACAAGACAAUGAAGCCUUAUACCAAUCUUUGAAGUUCUUAGAAGAUAUAUGUGGAAAAAUUCCAAUUGUCCACAUUGAUGAUGUUUGUGAAGCCCAUAUCUUUUGCGCUGAGCUUCCAUCUAUCAAUGGCAGAUUCUUGGUUGUAAACUCAUGUGCAUCAUUAUCAGAGAUAGGAAAUUAUUAUUCUCAAAACUAUCCAGAAUUCAAAUUGAAGGAGAAGUAUUUGGAAGGGCAAAACAGGGGAAUCAAAUGGGACUCAAACAAGCUCAUAGAUAAUGGAUUUGUCUACAAAUAUGAUCUGAAGAUGAUAUUAGAUGAUAAUAUCAGAUGCUUAAGAAGGGUCGGCGAUCAUAGUAUGUGUUUGGUUUCAAUUUUAGAGGAUCUAAAGUGAUUCUAGAAGUUAUAAAAUUGAUUUUAUGAUGUUUGGAUGAUUUAAAGUAGAUUUGAUUUACUUGUAGAAUUUAUUCUACUUGAAUAAACUACACUUUGUGUGUGUUUAGUUUUGUGUUGACAAUAAUUGAUUUUGAUUUAAUUGAUUUUGAAUAAAAGUUUCUUUUAGAAAA
Messenger RNA from Medicago truncatula (barrel medic), 1320 nucleotides. RefSeq names its product putative anthocyanidin reductase. Bases 90 to 1148 code for a protein of 352 amino acids. Lineage: Eukaryota; Viridiplantae; Streptophyta; Magnoliopsida; Fabales; Fabaceae. The record is from RefSeq and is a predicted model, not a curated record. The transcript has 5 exons. Gene Ontology annotation, molecular function: oxidoreductase activity, acting on the CH-OH group of donors, NAD or NADP as acceptor.